Molecule: messenger RNA, 1860 nt
Organism: Hermetia illucens (black soldier fly)
Lineage: Eukaryota; Metazoa; Arthropoda; Insecta; Diptera; Stratiomyidae
Exons: 4
Coding region: 605-1771 (388 amino acids)
Source: RefSeq, a predicted model, not a curated record
GACCUCAAAACGGGCGGAGAUUUGACCAAAAAAUCAACCCACUGAGCCACUCGUACCGUUUCGAACGUUCUUUAUUUGAACUGCUAAAUUUCUUCUGACAAUAUUUACUUGACUUACAUAUAUUGUAAAAUCGAUGAUCACAGCGGAGCUGACUCUCAAGAGGCGGUAAACAGUCGUUGGCUAAGAAGAAAUUCCAAGAUCGUCCGAAGAAGUUGACUCCGAGACGUUGUGGUGCCGCCAGAGGUCUUGCUGGGACAGCUCAGCACCAGAGUCUAUAAUAACUAAUUAAAAUAUUCACCAAGCAAGUGUUCGUCGCGUCGAUUUCAGUAGGUGCCUGAGGACAUGGGACGCUUUUCUCAGACCUACCUAAAAGGUAUUUUCAGUGUUAAUUGCAACAUCAGUUUUAUCUGAAGAUACCACGGCAUGAAGAAAAUGCCAAGCGAACGUCGGUCUCCGCACUACCGUCGCCAGGCGAUUAGUAGCUAUUCGAAAAGUAGACCUAGAAGCACUUAAUGCGUCUACCAGCGCUCCGUACUUAGUUAUAGUCGUGUAUCUGAGUGUUUAGUGUGUAUCUGUAUCUGUAUUGCUUAAGAUCUUUGCCGAGAUGAUCAGAUUGGCGAUCUAUAAAAAAAUUGUUAUAACUCUUGUACUAGUAGCGAUUGCAGUAGUGCAUAAAGUGGAUUGUGGUCCGGAUCAUAGUGAUGUCGUGAUAGACGAGAAAGCACCAAGUGGUGAUGUAACCCGCAGUGGUGGUGGCUCGGAGGAGUCGAGACAAAUGACAGAGUUCUUUGCCAAAGAUGAUGUCCGGAAGUUGCUGAUAACUCUGCGUACCUUUCUGAUGGGGGUGCGGAAUUUCGCUGAGGCUCUGGGAGGAUUUGUUCCAAGUAACCAGCAUAUGAUCAGUGAGAAAAAUGCCGCGAUAUCAAAGUAUGGUGGCAUAUUCAAUACUGUUAGGAUAGUGUCGAAUGCAGCUCAGUAUGUUGCCAAAUUUCUAGAAGACCUUCUUGUGAGAGAGAUCGAGGAUAGUAGUGACGCGAGGCAAACGUCAACAUCCUCUGAAGUACUUGAAUCAACAUUCAGAGUAAUGCGGAGCAUGGCCGCAGCAGCUAUCAAUGCGUACAACUACUAUAGUCCCGAAAUAGCCUAUACGAGAUGUGUAACCGACUAUAUGCAACGUAAAUAUCCUGAUGUACUCCCACAAGUCAACCUCUCAAACACGGUUCGUGCGCUGAGUUCUACUUACCAGCUGGCCUCAACUUACUUCAACGCCUUACUGACGGAUCGAGGUCUACGAAAUCCCUUAGCCGCACUAUCAAACAUUCAAAUAUUCGAUGACAACAGCUUGAACAAUGAAGUCCUUGGAAACGUCCGACAGCUGGGAGCGUGGUUUAAUCGACAACGAUUGCUUCCUUCCCAGAAACAAGGACUCUCCUAUAAGGAUCUGCAGAAAAGAACUAGUCGUCUCCCGAAUAAAAGGAACAGGGACACGAUUUCAUAUGGAGGACCAAGACAAUUGGGAGGGUUGGAUUCCACCGGCUUCAAUCAGUUCACCACGCCUAGUUCUAUAUUUAACUUUGACGAUGCAGUGGCAGAGCAGUUGGGAAUGCAACGACCUAACGUGACUGGAACCAGCACUGAAGAAAUGCCAACAUUCACUAGAUGCACUCAAAAUUAUUCAUUACAAGUCCUUUGGAGGUUUGUUCAGGGCAUGAUUUUGAGUGAGGAUUGGCAGCUGAAAUGGAAGGAUGGUCUUUUUAGUUUUUUGAAGUGAUGGCUUUAUGUUAAAGUUAAUAUAGUGUGUAAACGUUGUAAUUUAAGACAAUAUUUAUUGAGUCAGAAUAUAUAUAUAAAUAUAUAGUA